Chelonoidis abingdonii (Abingdon island giant tortoise) is the source of this 3918-nucleotide messenger RNA. RefSeq names its product biogenesis of lysosomal organelles complex 1 subunit 5 (gene BLOC1S5). Gene Ontology annotation, cellular component: transport vesicle; BLOC-1 complex. Lineage: Eukaryota; Metazoa; Chordata; Testudines; Testudinidae. The record is from RefSeq and is a predicted model, not a curated record.
CUACGUAACACCGCUGGGACGUCUCAGGGCGGGUUUCGCGCGCCUGCCAAGCCCUCUGUCCGCGGCGCGCGCAUGUGGUAGCUCGGUAGUCGCCGCCCCGCUGCGGCCGGAGCUGGAAGUGCGGCACCAUGAGCAGCGGCCCCGGCACCCCGGGGAAAGCUGCGGGAUCCCCGCUGCCCGCCGGCAGGAAACGGGACUCGGUGGGGCUGCCGGCCCACCCCAUUAUCAAGGACAUUGGAGAAAUUCAUUCCCGACUGCUGGAUCACAGGCCAGUUAUUCAAGGAGAAAUACGUUACUUUAUUAAAGAAUUUGAAGAAAAACGUGGCCUCCGAGAAGUGAGAGUUCUUGAAAACCUAAACACCAUGAUCUAUGAGACAAAUGACCAAAUUCUCCCUAAAUGUGAGCAGGUGAUGCAUGGCGAUCUGAAUGAAGUGUUGAAGAGAUUGCAAGCAGCCAACCAUAGGAUCCUCACACUCCAGCAGAGGGAGCAGGAAGAAAGAAAGCUUCAGAUUGACACGCUAAUGGCUGGUGAAAAGCAGCGUCUAGCCCAUUGGGAAGUGUUCAUGAAAGACCAACACAACAAACGAGCAGAAGUGGAUGAAGAGCACAGAAAAGCUAUGGAGCGCCUUAAAGAACAAUAUGCUGAGAUGGAGAAGGACCUGGCUAAAUAUUCUUCUUUUUAAGACCUUUUUCGUUGUUGUUGUUGUUUGGGUUUUUUUGUAUGCCAGUACUCUCUUGCUUCAGACUUAUCCGAACAACACUGAGGUUCCUUCAGAAAGCCUAAUCAAAAUAGAGGUUAAAAAAAACAACCACAUCCUACUGUAACUAUAUGUAAAAGUUUGAUUUAGCAAGAAGAGUUUUGCAUACCUCCAACUUUAAGUGCCUCUAAAGCUUGUUUUGUUCAAGGUGAUUGGUGUUAUCACUAUUUUAGUUUGUAAGACAGGCAGGUCUAGAAAUGGAGUUCUGCCUUUAUACCAUGGUUACAUCAAUUUAGGGAGUUGCAAACGAGAAUUCCUUGGCUUGUGAAGACAGCCUUGUCUGCGGGGAAGAAAACAAAAACUAAAUUAUCUCUGUAUAAGGCCACAGUCCUGCCAUAGAGAGCAGGCAUUAUAAAUGCAAGCCAUGCUUGGCUGAAUUUAGGAUGUACACACACUCAUUAACAGUUAUUUUGAGAAAACCAGCAUGUCUUGCAAAACGGUGGAUUCUGAAAGGCUAGAAUGCAUUACUCAGGUGCAGUUACAGCUGCACUGUUAUGAAGUCGAGUUGAGAUAUUGAUUGCUCUCUAAAAUAGGCACCACAAGAGUGGUUGUGAGGUCACAGGAAACAAUGAUUUUUCUCUCUAUGUAACUGGUUCAUGGCAUUCUUGUAGCUUUACACUCCUAAGAAUACCUUCCCCACCCAAACCACCUAAAAGUAACUUUUUAAAGUAUAUCAGUCCUUCCAUUAACCUUUUAUCAGGUACGAUAUUUACCUUAAGUAUUUGUCCUGCCAUUGGUGCACUCAGUAGGAUGAGCAGUGCCCACCUUAUUGGGACUUACUUGAUUGCCAUGCUGACCAAAACAAAGAGAUCUUUCCUCAACUGUAUUAAGGUUAUCACAACAGAUUUUAGGUAAGUGGCAUUAAAAGUGAAGCAUCUACAGUAUUAAUUUGUGUUCUGAUUUAACAGGAGUAUUUGAACUCCUGUGAUCACCGUGGUCUUUUCUUUUUAUUUAAAAUGUUCAUGUAAUAGCAAUAUAAGUGAAUGACUAGCUUAAUUAUCCUUUUGUAAACCAAGUGAAAUUAAAUGCAAUAACAGAAUGAAACUUGAUGCAAGCUAAUCUGAGGGAUUGGAAGAUCUUUCAAAUAUUAUUUUAAGUACUAUGCAAAUAAUAUAAAAAUAAACAGAAGUUGCUCAUUAUCUGUGUUGGAAUUGCACUAUGCAGACAAUGGUUGUCUGUGUAAAUUUAUGGCUUGGUGUCAAGGCUCCAUUCCUGGCAGCAUGUUGAUAAUGUGAUUAAAGUUAGCAGAGGAGAUGGAAUAAGUAUUUGAGAUUUCUUUCAAUAACACUGAAUUCCUGCCAAACUGCUCUGUCUGCUACUGUAAGCCUGACAGCUUCAUCAAUCAUCAUCAGGUACCUGAACUGAAAAGAGCACUUGCUGACACUGGAGCAUGGUGGAAUGUUGUUAAUUUUGUUGUGGAUGGAAAAAACAUAGAUGGCUUCAAAGUAUUCCACAUAUAAAAAGUGAGGAGAACCUACUAACGAAAACCCCUGUUGAAUGGAAGAUGAUUUCUGGAAUAUCUCUAAGCUUAUGUACCCAUUCAUGAAUGGAUGCUGUAACUAAGAGCCUGAUUUAUGUGCUUUAUCAGAAAAACAGAAGAUAAUGUUGCCUGUCUUUAGGGUCCAGAGUCUCAAAAGCAUUUGUUCAUUUUAAGGAUAAACUGAAAACACUCCCUCUUCCACAAGAGGUUUUAAGUAUGAAUGGCCUCAAAACCAAAAUAACUUUCAGAAAAAUGUACUUUAAGUCUCAUUUGGUACUGAAUGAGUUAGAUUUGUGUUUUUUUCCUAUAAAAUAAUACAGAAUAUCAGAUCCACUCAGUUUUGAACAAAAGUAAACCCACCUGCGUCUCUAUGUCCCACUUGAGGGCUGAUAAAAAUGAUAUAGAUGUUGCAAUGCUAGUGUAUGCUAAACAAUCUGCACAAGAGUAAGAAUUUUAAGCCUAGAACUGCACUUCAUUGGCCAAGAAAGCCCAAAAUAAAUUAAAUGAAUGAUACUACCUAAGGUUAACUCUUUUCAAAAGCCAGUGGUACUUUGCGUUUUUGAAAAUUCGCCCUCAAUACUCAUUUUGGGAAUUUAUGCAUUUAGGAAAUAUUUUGAAGAAAAGUGUUUAAAGUUGAUCUUUAACAUAUAAACAAACUUCGGUCUGUUUGUUGGCCCACUUCACUGGGAGACUACAAGAAAAAUAUUUAUCACUAUUAAGUUAUUCAGUAGUCUUUAUUAAUUUUUAAAAAUAUAUAUUGUGCUGUAGUUCUUGAAAUAAAUUAACAGUACAUACAACUUGACUUUAGAGUAGUUUAGCAAGGUGGAUGGAAAAAAUAAUGCUUGGUUCUAAAACUUGAAAGGAAAACCGUGGUGCUUAGUUAUAACUUUAGAUACAUACAUACAUACAUCAUACAUACAAGAUGCACUUAUUUAGCUAUGAUAUUUUUUUUUACCUGUCACUUUCAGUAUUUGUUUAGUGAAUGAGGCUGUGGUCUAUCAGGAGACUAAUGAUACUUCAAAUCCUACACUAUCAUUUUCCAGUACAGCCCCUGCUGAGAAGUAUCUGUUUUACCCAUUUGAAGAAGAAAUGCAUAUGAAGGGAGUUUCAAAGUUGGGUGGUAAGCUACAUAAAAGCAAUUACAUGUUUUUAGCCUCACUUAAAAUGUUUAAAUUCUUAACAAUUAAAUUUUCCAAAAUCGCUUGAGUACUGAUACAACUCCCAUUAAAGUUGGUUAUAAAAAAAAAAAUUCCGGUGGACUCUAAUGGGAGUUGGAUCAGGCCUUUGACUUUUGCUACAUUUGAAUGUUGAAGCUGAUGUUUGCAAUCCUGCUUUGUAUCAGACUAAGAUGGUAGCUUUCUGCUUGAUUAUAAACACUUUUAUAUUUAGUAGUCGGAGUCUAAACUGUAUUAAUUUAUUCUUCUAUGCAACUAGAAGUAGUGGGUAGACUAUCCUAUACUCGCUCAAAUUUUCCUUAAAUUUUAAUAUGAGCUUUCUGUUUUGACACCUACACAACAAGAAGGCAAUAUUCCUACUUGAAGGAUGGUGGGGAAGAACUGCUUCUGCAGUGGUAAUAGCCUGCUUAAAAGUAUUACUUCGACCAAUGAUAGAAUAGUCAUACUUUUUAUUUUUGUAAUAUUGAUCAACGCCUUGUUUAAAAAAUAAAAUUUAAAAAUCCUC